Molecule: messenger RNA, 3808 nt
Organism: Prorocentrum cordatum
Lineage: Eukaryota; Dinophyceae; Prorocentrales; Prorocentraceae
Source: the annotation of a GenBank genome assembly
CGUCGUCGUCGUCGUCGUCGUCGUCGUCGUCGUCGUCGUCGUCCGUGGCUCUUCCGUCGUCGUCCUGGUCCGCGUCCUCGUCCUCGUUGUCGGUCGUCGUCGAGCAGGUCGAAAGCCGUGACGGGCUCCAGCGAAUGCGGCUUGUCAGUGCGAUCCUUAAAUUUAACUUUUUCAUCGGCCAGUCUCAGCAUCACACGGCGCGCCAGUCGAGAUGCAGCAGAGGCCGGCAGCGCACGCCGAGGCCAGGGACGCGGAGCUGGGCAGGCUCCUGGAGGAGAGGCUGGCCCAGAGUGCCAUGACGGAGGAGGAGGGCGCCCGGAUCCGCGCGGCGCUCGACAGCUUGGAGGCCACCUUGACGCAGGCCGGGGAGGAGUGGUGCGUGAGGCCCUUCGGCAGCGUGCCCAGCACAUUCCACACGCGCGGUGCCGACGUGGACGUGACCUGCUUGCGCCGGGGCGGCCUGCCCGCUGGCCAGACCCCGGCCAGCCUCAUGUCCGAGAAGAUCGGCCCGCUGUUCCGGGAUCACCCCCGCUUCAAGAUCUUGGAGCAGGUUCUGCGUGCCAGGGUGCCCAUUAUAAAGCUUCGUUUCGACGACCAGCUCGACGUGGACCUGUCCUGCCAGAACACGAGGGGGCUACAGAACACGCGCCUCCUGCGCGGGUACGCGCAUCUCGACGACCGGGUGCGAAGCCUCGUGAAAACGGUGAAGCUCUGGGCGAAGGUCGCCGGCGUGUGCGGCGCUUCUCGUGGCAGGCUGUCGUCUUAUUCGUUCGCGCUCCUCGCAAUCUACUACAUGCAGGUGGACCAGGAGGUCAGGCUCCCGAUCUCGAAGAAGAGAGGCCUCCCCGUGGCGGCAUUCCGAGAGGAGGCGCACGCGGGGCAGGACGACGAGCGCCUCGUGGCCGCGUGCCGCGGCCGCUGGUCCUGCGCGCCGGCCCCCGCGGAGCUCCUCGAGCGCUUCUUCCGGUUCUACAGCGACAACGGCAGCUUCUGGGAGGGUCAGGAGGUGGUGAGCGUGCGCCUUGGGAAGAGGCUCGCCGCUACGGAGGCACGGUUCGGGAGCCUGCACGGCAGGCACGCCUGGCGCUUACACAUCGAAGACCCGUUCCUCCUGGAGCGCAACCUCAACUGCGUGCUGGGCCGCCUCCAGGAGAGGCGGAACUGCGGGUGGCCUUUGCGGAGGCCGCCCGCCGGCUGGGCGCUGGCGCGCUCCCGGUCGGGCUCGGCGCGGAGGCGCCGAGCUGUGGGCCGACGACCUGCAGGAGCACCCUGGCGGAUCCGCGCGCGCUCGCUCUCGCGGAGGUACCGCGGCAGGGCAGUGCGAAAGGCACCAGCGAGGGUCACUGGGAGCCCGCGGACGGCGCGCCCGGCGGCACGGCGGCGGACGAGAGCGAGGGGUUCGGCGGAAGCCCCGACGGCGGCAGCCCGCAGCGGGUCACGUCGGCAGUGGAUGCCCACCGGGGCGCUGCUUCCCCCACGGCAUCCACCGCAGGGGACGGCGGCGCCCUGGACUCACCGCAGCAGGCCCCGCCUCCCCCGCUGAGGUCCCAGCAGCAGGUCUUCGCCUGGGCGGAGGCUGGAGCCCAGGCAGGGGCACAUGGCCCGGUGCCGUGGCAGUCUCUCGAGAAGUUCGGGGCCUGGAAGCCCAAUGCCGACGCGCCCGUGUUCGUUCCAGCACGGCCCAGCUACGCCCCUUCCGACGGCGACGGCACCCUGGCCAGCGACGGGGACUACGCGACCGCUUGUCAAGCAACCUCCCAAGCCGUCGCACACCCGGCGUUCACGAAGGCGUACGGCAGGCCCCCAGGAACGUUUUGGCGUGAGGGCGAGGUCAGGCCCUUCGGCGGCGCCGGCGCCGCCUCCCGCGACGUGUCUGGCGCCACCAGCGCGGAGGUCGGCCGCCCUUUCUGCCGAAGGCCGCCUCGCCCAGGGCGCCGAGGCCGCGCUCCGCCGCUGCCGUUCCGCUCCGCUCCGCCUCCCCCGCCGAGGUCGCAGCAGCAGGUCGUCGCCAGGGCGCAGGCUGGAGCCCAAGCAGGGCCACACGGCCCGGUGCCGUGGCGGUCUCGCGAGGCGCUCGAGGGCCAGCGCGACGGCGGAGGCCUCGAGCAGUCUCCGCGGCUGCAGUGCCAAGCCGUCGGGCCCUUCGGCGGCGCCGGCGCCGCCUCCCGCGACGUGCCUGGCGCCACCGGCGCGGAGGUCGGCCAUCUCCCCCGGAGCGCCGAGGCCGCUACGCCGCCGCAGGAGGCCGCUGCCGCCAGCGCGCCGUGGCAGCUCUGCAGCGGCCGAGCUGCUCCGCAGGUGGCCGCUCUGCCGCCAGCCGCACCCCUGGAGGAGGCGCACAGAACGCCAGCGUCCGCAUGCGGGAUCUACACGGCGACAGUGGCCGCGGCCCCCGCCGUGGUCUUGGCCGUGGCUCUGGUCGUGGGAACCAUCGCGGGGGUCCCGCACCACUUCAUCGAGCUCAUGACGGGUCAUGGCCACGCUGCCGCGCUCGCGCGCUGUGGCGACGUUGAGGUGCUGCGUGCCGCUGCUCCUGGGCUCCUGGCGGCUGCGGCCCAGGGGUGCCACGGCGCGUCCACGGCCGGGGCCCCGGUGGAGCGUGGGCGGGCAGGGCCUCGCGUGGCCGAGGAGGCAGAGGCGGGCGACUCCGAGACCAGCUUGGCCGGCCACGGCCACGCGUUCUUGUAAUCAGCUGGUCUCGGCGUGCCCCCCCGCCCCCCCGAAGGCCGAGCCCGCCGCCUCUCGUGCUCGCCGCCCAAGGGGGGGGGGAUGGAGGCCGCCCAGUUGCACUGGGUCUGCCUCUGCCCCUCCCCCCCGCGCCAAGUAGCGUGGUGUUCUAUAUAUACUCGGCCCCUCCCCCCCGCGCCAAGUAGGGUGGUGUUAUAUAUACUCUGCCAGACAGUGCCCCGCAACGCCGCAGCGUUACGUCACGCGCAGAGGCAGUUUGCGCCGCCAUCAUGUCCCGCGAAUUUUUUACCGAGGCGGUUCGCAGCUUCUGCGCAGUGGCCUUCUGCAUCCUCUGCGCGUCAUCUGCCACCACGGUCUCUCUCUCUCGCGAGCGUGACCGGAUAAGAGCCAAAGGUCGGUCGGCCGCCCGCUGGCCACCUCGCACCGAUCCUGGGCCCAUAGAUCGGGCCCGGGUCCGGGGUCGGUGAGGUGGUCGGCCAACGCCGCCGGAAAAGGCAGUAGUAGUGUACGACCCUUGGGCGUCGCCUACUGCCUGUUUUUAAAAAGCCUGCGGCCCCAGACUUUAGGGGACCCGAGUGACGCGUACACGUGCGCGCUCUCGCGUGCGAGCGCGCACCCGAGCGAUUGCGACGGCGGGGCGCCCAGGGGAGACAUCGUUCGAGGAUCGGGCUUCUUGAGCAUCUUCUUGUCCUCCUCGGGUCUCUCCACUCCGCCUCCGGCUCCUCGUGAAUCCCGCUGGGCCAGCUUGCACCCGUACCUUCAAGCUGUGUGCCCUUCGGGUAGCCCCCGCGUUGCCACCGCGGGCCCCCGCGUUCUCCUCGGGCACCUCGCUUGGCCAGCGUGGGGGCCCCACCCACGUUUCAAGCUCCCGCGCGACCCGUAGGAGCAGCCGGGCGGAGCGCCGGCAGGGCCGCAGCGCCGUUCCUGCACGCCACGCGCUGCUCGUCUUAGGGCCAGCGCAUCCGCGUUUUUUUGGGGGGGGCUGCUCUGACUGCCUCGUUAUUCGACAACCUUGCUGGGCCUGCCUGCGGGCCCGGCCGUCCUUCGGGACCUUCCUACUACCGCCGAACAAAUAGAAUAUCGAAGACGCCUACGGCGAACCACUGCCUCCUCCUCCUCC